AUUCAUUUAAACAAUGAUUCAAUGUGCAAUAUAAAAUAUGUUCAAUAUUAAAUCUUUUCAAGGAUAAACAUACAUACUCCCUUACACACACACACACUAAUACACACACAUAUACACACUUACCCACACGUAAAUUUCCACUUGAGACAGCUAAUGAAUAACACUUUUGAAAGUGUAUUUCCACCGUUCCCAACAAGUUUAAUAGCCAUUCUAGCAACGACUGUUUCAACUGCAACACUUGUCGGUAAUAUUGUUGUAUUGAUAGCAUUUUUUGUUGAACGUUCUCUACGUGUACCAAGUAAUUAUUUUAUUGCAUCAUUGGCUAUGACUGAUGUACUGAUUGGAUUAUUUUCAAUGAAUUUAUUUAUUACAUAUCAAUUAUUAGGUUAUUGGCCAUUAGGACAUUUAAUUUGUGAUUUAUGGUUAACAUUGGAUUUUUCAGCGUGUCUAACAAGUCAGUAUACUGUAUUCUUAAUUACACUGGAUCGUUUUUGUUCAGUUAAAAUACCAGCGAAAUAUCGAAAUUGGCGAACAUUUAAUAAGGUUCGAGUUAUGAUAUGCAUAAGUUGGAUAUUCCCAGCAGCUUUAUUCACACCCGUCAUUUUUGGUUGGUCCUAUUUAACUGGAGAACCAGAACGUGAAAUUUUCAAAUGUGAAGUCUCUUUCACCUAUCAUCCAGUCUUCAAUACAACAUUGACGAUAGGCUAUUUUUGGACUACACUAGUGGUCAUGUGUAGUCUAUACGUUGGUAUCUAUAAUGUAGCACGUCGGUUACAAGCAAAAUCCAUAGAUAAUAAUAAACGUUUAACACAAUUUUUAUCAAAAAUUGAUAAUAAACAAAUGUUAACACAACAAAAUACAUCAAAUAAUACAAAUUCACUCGAAGACGAUGAUGCUAAUGAUAAUGAUGAUGACAAUGUCGAGAAGUGUUUCAAUUCAAAUUGUUUAAAUAAGUAUCCAACGAAUUCAAAUAAUAAUGUGGCGGGAUAUUUAACAAAUCAAACUUAUUGUUUGAAUAAAACAACAAAAGAUAUGUUCAAGGAGUCCAAUGAAUUCGUUGACUGUAAUUUUAUGAAUAAAUCUGAUAAAAUAGAUGGAACAGAUAAAAUUCAACUAUAUUCCUUGACAACAGUUAGUCAGUAUCAACGUACAUCACCGAAAAACUUGAAACAUCAUCAUCACAUUGGUGGUGAAAGUGGAUCUGCUUCACAACAAAGUGAUCAACUUCAAUGCGGUCACUUUCAAUAUGAAAAUAAAACUUCUAAUGAUUGUUCAGUCUAUCAUAAUAGUGAUAGUAUCCUGAAUACAUCUCAGACACAUCAAACUAGUAUAUCGACAACAGCAACAGCAACAACUGCUCAUGAGGACAAACAGGUGGAUGCGCAUAGAAAAGACUCUUCAUCAUCAAUAAAUGAUGAAAUUUUCUUCCUACCGUCUGUCAACUUUUAUAUACCAUCACCAAAAGUUUCAACGCCUUCAACAAUUCAAAGUGAACAGUCGCUAUCACCGAAAUAUACCUAUUCUGAGAAUAAUUCACCUGUAUGGAUUAGAAAAAAGGAUAAUUGUUAUGAUUCUGGUUUAAAUUUAUACGAAUGUGAUCUUUGUCCACAAGUAUUGAAAUGUCAACAGUUUAUAAGUGAUAAAAAUUCCUGUGAAAAUGGUGUAUACUACUAUUUAUCUGAUUCACCAUCAUGGGAUCAAUGUCCGCCGACAUGUUGUUUAACUGAUAAAUGUGAAUAUUCUGAGUAUACGACAUCCAGUGGAAAUAUGAGCUCAAUGUAUAAUAACCAGUUAACUAAUACCAACUGUUGGUACAGACGAUUCGUGCAUAGAUUGAAUAAACCAAAUAAUAUGCUUAUCAAAUCCGCGUGUACACUAAGUAAGCAACAGUCACCUUCAUCAUUGUGUAAAUCCUGUGAUGACAAACCUUAUCCGUGUGGACUACAAAAUAAUUAUAACAAUAAUCAAGAUAUCUGUCCAUGUCAUUACUACAGUAGUAAUAAUAAUAAUAGUAAGAAUUUUAUUCAACAACACCGUGAAUCACAAAUAAGUGUAGAACCAACUAAACCUCAGUCGAAAUGUUUGUGUUGUAUUCUGCCGCCAAAACAAAUCAACACUGAUUUAAGCAAUAAUCACCCUCAAGGUCAAACCAGUAUAAGUAAUAGUCAAAUUCAAAGUCCAAAUAAUAGUGAUGAUUAUAUGAAUGCACAAAAUGGCCAACAAAAGAGCAAAUCUAAUAAACUAUCUUUAAAAUAUAAACAAAAGCAACAAAGAUUUAAUUCACAACAACAACAACAAUACGGAAAGUCAUCACCACCAACAACAGCAACAACAAAACCUGGUAAACGGCAGACAAGUCUUUCAAUAUUUCAAUCUUUAUCAAAUAUUGAUGCACAAAAUCGUAAACAUGCACGUAAAGCAUUGAAAACAAUUAGUUUUAUUUUGGGAGCAUUUAUGUUCUGUUGGACACCAUAUCAUGUUAUUGUAUUGAUUAAAGGUUUUUGUGAUGAUUUAACUACGCAUAGAAGUUGUGUGAAUAUACACUUAUAUAAUUUAUCCUACUGGUUAUGUUAUAUGAAUUCACCAAUUAAUCCAUUUUGUUAUGCAUUAUCAAAUAUAUCAUUUAGGAGAACAUUUUUUCGAAUAUUACGAUGUGAUUUUCAAAAAAGAUGA
Messenger RNA from Trichobilharzia regenti, 2673 nucleotides. NCBI's taxonomy places the organism in Eukaryota, Metazoa, Platyhelminthes, Trematoda, Strigeidida, Schistosomatidae. The record is from the annotation of a GenBank genome assembly.